GUCGGCUUGUUUAGUGCACCCUGUCAACAACACUGCAACCUGAGACGGGAUAGCCAGUGGGCUAGCUAAUUCGACCAGCUAAGUUAGCUGCUAGCCCCCGUAUUACACAAGUACCACGACUCAUAGUUAUUCUUUAUUUCUUUGAAAGAUGUAUCAUGCUUGAAGUUGGUUCGACAAGAGAAGCAGCAGGAUUGACUUUUCCACUUGGACCGGGUUGGUUACAGUCCGUGGUCCGAGGCUGGCUCAACAGCUUCUUCAAAUUAUUCCUGCUGUGGGAUAUGACAUCACUGUUUGGUUACAACAAAAGCCAGGGCUUUACUGCAGACGGUUGACAUCUGCACAGGUGGCGUUCCAGAGGAUGGCUGCUCAGGUAGACGUUCAGACUGGCGAGGUGGGGAGGGCAGUGGUCGGAGGACGACUUCACCUGAGUCCUUUGACCGACUCCAGCAAUAAAGGCCUCAAUGAGAUCUCCUCCAUCACCCAGUCCCAUAUUAUCAGCCCCGAACCAAACAAACCCGCCCCAGUCCCCAAGCCACGGCUCACUCCCAAACCCUUCGCCAUGGAGAGAAACCCCACGAUUAAGCCCAUACUUGCCCCCAAGCCCCAGACCAAGCCCCGGCCAGAGUCCACUCGCCUCGCUGGAUACAAACCGGAGCCCCCAUGCAGUCCAAAACCUCAGCAACCGGUUGCCACUGGCAAACCCAGGCCACUGUUAACUAACACCAACCGGCCUUCCCCUACCACAUUUAAAACGACUAAUAAGUUGAACACUGGACAAACAAGCAAGCCAAUCGCCCAGCCAUUCAAACCUGCCCCUCCUCUUGACCUUGGCGACCCCAGCAAACCCAUUCGUCAUUUAACGUCAGAAAGGCAGAAGCCUCGUGCUUCAAACUUGGUGUAUUCCAAGAGUCUUAAACAACCUCCAGCAUCGGAGUGGUCUGGAACCACCAAGAAUCAAGAUGAGAAGGAACAGGCAAAAUCAAGCAAAAGUGGAGGCUCCAUUACCAGAGCCAAGUCCAUGGGUUUUCUUGCUCAGGUAGGGAAGGAAGAGGAAGAAAAGGAAAAAGAAAACCCAGAGGCAGCAGUGCUCCUGCGACCAAAGCCCAGGGCGUCCAGGCCCAGACCCGUGUCCGCCAUUUUCCUCGACAGUCCGACCGAGACACCGGCCCCUUCCCUUCGCUGGGCGAGACGACCCCUUUCGGCGGAUCUCACGGCCAGGUUUGAGUCAAUCGGUCUAUCUCUGCACCGUAAAACUCCCAAGGCAAACACUAAUGAGGACACGCCAGAGGAAAAAGAACCGGCACAGAAGAAGGAGCAGGAGAAAACGCCUAAAAGUAUCCCACAACAAAGUACUGAUGGUUUAAGCAAAAUAAAUACAGAAGAAAAGAAGCCGAAAGAAGCCGAAGAGGAUAAGCGCGCAGUUAGCGUCAAGUCCCGCAUCAGUCUCAUCCUCGACUCGUCCUCCUCUCCUGGGACGGGCGUCCCGGCCCAAGGGUCCGAUCUUCACUCCCCGGUGCAGCCGGUCCCUGCCACAGAACCACCAGUGGGUAUUCAGCAGAUCAUCAGGCAGCUGACCGAGGACACAUCACCAGUCCAGAGUCCCGCAGCCAAACCUGCGCCGAGGCCCCGUCCCUUGCCCUUCGACCUGACGAGAAGGUUUUCAUCCGAGCAGUCGACAGAUCUGGGCAAUGUUUUCUUCAGUGAGGCGACAGACCGCGAUGAGAUCAGCAAAGAUCCUCAGAGGAGGAUUGAAGAGGCAGCAAUCACCCCCAGUGACCAGAGGACCUUUGUGGAUCUAAGUGACUCCCAAGAGCCGCUGAAAAAGGCCUCUGCGCCCGAAGGGCCUAAGGCAGCAGAGGGGUCUGGCGCCACUUCGAAGGAAAGCGCUCCCAGGAGCGACGUACACACAGUGAAAGCAUCCUUGUUUGAAAAUGUUGUGGAGAGGCACAGUGUGCUGCUGGUGGAGGACAGCAAGCCCGUAAACGAGACUAGUGAUUGGCUCAGAAGCCCGCCUUUUAAGGGUCAAAGCGGUAAGGAUGACGGUGCGAUCGUCACUGCCACCCAGCAAGAGCCUCUAUCUCCAUCAAGCCCUGUGAGGGUCACACAUGCCUUUGACACCGUGCAAUCUGUGGAAGAGAGCAGGGCAGUGAGCGAGAACAUCCCAUCAGCACUGUGGGAGGACAAGGCCAUGACGCUGCGCUCCAGGCGCUCCGAGGGGGCCGGAUCAGCACACGGCGAACCAGCUGCGGCUCUGACGCCGGAACAGCAGCCUCGCAUUCUGAGAGUUGGUGCUUUGCAGAAGUGGACCUCCGCAGGUCCCGAUGCGACUGCAGAGAAAGGGGGGCUCAAGGAAUCUCAAACGGCAAGACAAGGGACUUCGAACGAAGACCGGGCCAGGCAGCUGGAAGCCGAACAGGAAGAAGUGGCCGCGGCUCCUAAACGUUUGAAAAUGCUGCAGUCUGAAGAGCAGCCGAAACCCAGAGCCACCUAUUUCGCUCUGACCGGACAAAUCCAGGAGCCGGUCUCUCCUGUCGAUGGAGGAGCAAGCCUAGUGGACUUUGAAAAUUUCUCUGUGAGGUCCGCACUAGGCGGCUCUCAGGGGAAGCUUCUUGCAACGAGGAGGAAUCCAUCAUUGGAUAAAGCUUUUGAAAAAAACUCCCAAGAUCCGGUUGAGGACUUGAUGAUGCGGGGCCUCGUUUCCCAAAGAGGGAUACGAUCGACUAUGGACGGACAGACAGCAGAGGAAAUUAUGCAAGAUGAAAAGAGACGAGAACUACAGAAAGAGACGGAAAAGCACAUGGCAAAAAUGCAAGAGAUUUUUCAGAGGGAAAAACAGAGACUGCUGGAAGUGGAGGAAGAAACACAUUUAGAGUUUGCACAAAUGAAGGAGAGGGACAUGCAAAGAGAAUUUGAAAGGCAAAGACAGAAAGCUUUUGAGAAGGAGAAACAGGAGUUUGAGGAGCAACAACGUGCACUGGAAAGGCAGAAACAGUUGGAGCUUGAACAGAGGCAGAAACUGCAGGAGCUGGAGAGAGCGAAACUAAGGGAGAUUGAAAAGGAGCGGCAACUACAGCAUGAGAAAGAAAGACGACAGAAAAUGGAGAGGCAGAGAAUGAUGGAAAGGGAGAAACUGCAGGAGCAGGAAAGGGAGAGACAGAGAAUGUUGGAAAGGGAGAAACUGCAGGAGCAGGAAAGGGAGAGACAGAGAAUGUUGGAAAGGGAGAAACUGCAGGAGCAGGAAAGGGAGAGACAGCGGGAACAGGAGAGGCAAAGACAAAGGGAGGAAGAGAGGCAGAGAGAGCUGGACAAGGAAAGACAGUUGCUGGUGCAAAGGGAGAAACAGAGGGUGCAGGAGCUGAGGAGAAUUAAGGAACAGGAAAGACUACAGCUAUUGGAGUUUGAAAAGCAGAUGCAGAAGGAAAAGGAGACACAGCAGCUCAUGGAGUCCGAGACGCAGAGACUGAGAGAAAAGACGGAGAAAGAGGCCGAGAAAAUGAAACAGAUGGCAUUAGACCAGGAGCUUUUAAGAAUGAAAGAGCUUAUUAAAGAAAGGGAAAGACAAAAGGAGAUGGAAAAGGAGCAUCGGAGAGAGGUUGAGAGAGAAAAGCAGAGAGAGCUGGAGAGACAGAGACAGAGGGAUUUAGAAAGGGAGAGACAGAGACAACUCGAUAACGAGAGACAGGAAUUGGAAAAGCAGAGGCUGAGGCAACGGGAACUGGAGAAGGAAAGGCAGAGGAAAGAGGAGUUGGAGGAAAUCAAAGAGAUGGAGAGAAGACGGCUCCUGGAGUUGGAAAAGCAAAAGCAGGCAGAGAGGGACCGACGGCACAUUUUGGAGGCGGAGAAGCGCAGACUGAGGGAGAGCGCAGAAAGGGGGGAGGCAGAUAAAAUGAGGCACAUAGCCAAGCAGCAGGAAGGGGAGAGGCAGCGGCUAAAAGAGAGACAGGAGAGGGCGAGGAUGGAGUCGUCGCCUCUCAGGCCUCAGGUGUUGGAUCCGACCUCCGUGCGCCGAAGCAAGUCGUUCUCCAAGGCCCCCUCCCAGCGCAGCGACCCCGCGACACGUUGGAAGGAGCCGUCCCCGCGAGGGGACGCGUCUUACCGACCCGCCAUCCUCGACAUUGACUCCUUCACGUCUCAAGUUCAGCCUUCCCCCGGCAAAGACCUGUUUCCCGUUCCCCAGGGAGCGGACGCGGCAUCCGGAGCUAGGUUACAACCGCCUGCGCCGGACGUAGAUGUAAGCUGGAGGCUGCCGCAGCAGACCUCGGGCAUCACGAGCCCAGUGUGGACGACGUCGUCCCUCCAGGACCCGUGGGAACUGCGGCCCGUUGAGAUCCCCCUGGACAAACCUGUGGCGGUGACCAGAAGAAGUAGCGGCAAGCUCACCCCCGAGCAGCUCCUCCUCAGGCAGGGGGAGCGGCUCCUGGCUCCACAGAGGCCCUACAGCAGCGCUCCCCAGGAGCAGUUAUGGCAGCAGCAGCAGCCGCAGCAGCAGCAGCAGCCCCAGCAGCCCCAGCAGCAGCAGCAGCAGCAGCAGCAGCCCCAGCAGCCCCAGCAGCCCCAGCAGCAGCAGCAGCCGCAGCAGCAGCAGCAGCAGCAGCAGCCUCCGGACAGCAGGGGAGAGGUGCUCAGCCAGAGGAGAUCACAGGGUUCUCAGGAGUUGAACAGGAUGCGGUCUCGCAGUGUUUCCCGGCGAUCGGCUCCUUCGAGCAGUGUUUUGGAGAGAAGCCUUUCCAGGAUAAGGAGCCGCAGCGCCCACCGCGAACAGGACGGCGACAGCUGGGUGCAGCAGAAGCAGAGCGACUCUGGCGACGAGGAGGGGAAGGACUCGGGAACUCCGGUCCGCGACAACGACAGUCAGUACGGCACCUGGGAGACCGGACUGCGCACCGAUGACAGCCUCACUCCUGCCACUCCCAGCUCGGAGAGCAAUCCCAGCCCUUCAUCAAGGAAGCCCACUCCCACUCGCACGUCAGGUGAUCACGCCUCGCUGUUCGAGACGGACACUCUGGACAGCCUCCUUCCCUCCCCCCCAUCUGGGAGCCAGCCACUCUCUUUUCCCGACACCCCGACCACUCUCUUGGACACCAGCGCCCUUCGCUCCAGAGCCCAACUGGGGAAGAAACGAGCGCCACGGACACGUCCCUCCAGAGCCGCCCGUCAGACGGAGGGAGAGGGAGGAGCCACCGAGGACUGGCUUUUCACGGACUCAACAGAGGCAAAGGCUGAGACUAAGGACGACGACUCUGACACUGUGGAGCCGACCAAAGGAGCAGACGCCAGCGCGGCUGCUUCCUCUCAGCCACAGAGGAUUGCCCUGUUCCCCGGGAUGGACCCUUCAGCCUUAAAGGCCCAGUUGAGGAAGAGGGGCGACUCUGACAAUCAAAUCGACGGAGCGGCUCCCUCUCCUUCACAGCUUUCUCGCUCUCCCAAGUCUCCCUUUCUUCCCAGGGCAGCGCGUGUACUGCCCCCUGCUGGUGGGAAAGAGAAUGGUGAGGAGAACUCCCCCCAGUGGUUGAAAGAGCUGAAGUCCAAGAAGCGCCUGAGUCAGUAUGACAAUGACAGCUAAGUAAAUAAUGAGGUUGCCUUAACAGAUGAAUCUAUAUGAAAAUAAAGCCUUAAUGUCCGACACGGAGAAGAGAGGUGAAUCUACAGCUGCUGUUGUAUUUUUUUUUUUUCUGUUCAUUUUUUUGUUCUUUUCCCAUCUGGGUUGAUAAAUGUGCAUGGUGCCUUUUUUUUAUGGAGAGUCUUCUGGAAAAAGAAAUCAACACGAAGCAAGGAGGGGAAAAAACAAAACAAACGGGCUUGAUCCAUUUCAUGCUUGAACCUGUAGAAGCACGUCUGCACCUGGAGGCACUUCAAAUGAACACUUUAAUAGGGACCAGGAGCGAUUGGGCGGGGAGAGAAGGCGAUUAUUGGCUGUUAUUUCCAGUCCAGCCAAAUUUCAGGAAAUAGUUAGUGUGUGGGAGCACGACGCCUCUUCAUCACAUGCUGAAGGACAAUCCAGCGGGUCUUUCCCACGGUGUUUGUAUCUAGUCCCGUACUUAUGUACUCGUCUAAUAUGUACACACUGGCUGUGUGUGUGCGUUUGGGAAUUUGUGUGUUAUCCGUGGCGGUUGUCGAUGGUGGUCACACAAAGCGAUGCCACGGGACAACAUUUCAAACACUAACGAUUUUCCUUCUUGAACAAAUCACUGCUGGUUGCUCGUAGAGAGUUUAUCAUGUUAGUAACUAAUCAGGAGAUGUUAUAUUUGUAUUAUCAUUGAUCUGACAGAGCUAGUUUUUAUUACAUUUGAUGCAUCACUACAAUGGACUUGGUGACACUCCACAACCCUAACCUUGUCACAGUUUCUACAUUCUGUACUUGUGUUUUUUUGUUGUAAGUAUCUAAGAAGACGCACAUGGGACUUUUUAGUCAAGUGACUUUAUCUGUCCAUGCCUAAUCCUUAUCAGCACAAAGACACUAUUCAAUCAUUUGAAUAUACAGUACAAGUCAAAGGUUUGGACACAUUUUCUCAACCAAUUCAAUGAGAAAGUGUGUCUCAAUUCUGACUGGUACUGCAUUAGACCACACUAAUCAGCCUGUGUUCCCUCCUUAAAAGCUUAAAUGAUUGUAGCUGUAAGCAUUCAUCACAAGCCAUACUUGUGGCCCUCACACACUCCUCAAUCAUGUUAGAAACGUGUAUGUAUAUACAUAAAUAUAUUUUCUCCAACGACUGUGCAAUUUCCCAUGAUUUUGUCCCCAUCAAUGUGCAUGCACAAUCUUGGCUGUCGAACCAGGCAUUGCUCAGACUUACACUACUCCAAUGUUCACUACAUCGCUUAGAUUCCUACCUUCAUGAUACUCUCAAAAAACAUUAACAUUUGCACCUGCUUCAUCUUGGCGAUCAUCUUAUUCCUGGUGGUUGUCCAUCCAGCCACGCUGCGCUUCUAUAAAGCACUUUGUCACUUGAUGCCCUACAGGUCUGACCUAGGCCUCCUCCUAUUGGCCCGUUGUCGUCUGUAAUGUCGGAGUGCUCGCGCAAUGCAAGUGAAUCUGUUAAUCGAGUCUUCAGAGUGGUUGUCCCUGGUUUCUAUGUAAAUGAAGUUUUACUCUGUCUUGAAUUUGAGGUUUAUUUUUUUUCAUGUCUUUGUUUGUCCCCCUUUUUUUUAUUUGAAAGUAAAAAUGUAUAUAGCACUGUGUUGUACUGGCCAGUGUUCUAAGGUGAAUACAUUCUUAAUAAAAUGUACUUUACUUGA
Molecule: messenger RNA, 7233 nt
Organism: Pungitius pungitius (ninespine stickleback)
Lineage: Eukaryota; Metazoa; Chordata; Actinopteri; Perciformes; Gasterosteidae
Product: calponin homology domain-containing protein DDB_G0272472
Exons: 14
Coding region: 359-5563 (1734 amino acids)
Biological process (GO): poly(A)+ mRNA export from nucleus
Cellular component (GO): cytoplasm; nuclear pore; nuclear pore cytoplasmic filaments
Molecular function (GO): inositol hexakisphosphate binding; phospholipid binding; translation initiation factor binding
Source: RefSeq, a predicted model, not a curated record